This is a messenger RNA of Dovyalis caffra, 363 nucleotides long. The record is from the annotation of a GenBank genome assembly. NCBI's taxonomy places the organism in Eukaryota, Viridiplantae, Streptophyta, Magnoliopsida, Malpighiales, Salicaceae.
AUGUUCAAUAAACCAUCGUUGAUGCAAUAUCCGGUGGUGAAGGCAUUCCCGCUUGCUACGGUUGGAGUUGACGAUCCUAGUUCCAUUACGAUGAAGAGCUAUUGCUUGGAAGAACCGAUGCUAGUGACUAGACUCGUUGGAGGAGGAACCGUCGUUAGAAAUGUUCACAUAGAAGCUCCUCUUUCAUCUCGUUGGCCUUUCGGGAAGGAAGUAAGGCACUCAUCUCGGUCUCGGUGCCCGAAGAAAGCUGUCGGUGUCGGGUUUUCGGGAAUUGAAUCCAUAGUAGAACGACACCCACCAAAAGCUCGCCCGCCCUUGAAUAAGCGAGUAAGGCAUGGGCACGUUGGAGCGAUCACGCUUUGA